Molecule: messenger RNA, 1416 nt
Organism: Saccostrea cuccullata (small rock oyster)
Lineage: Eukaryota; Metazoa; Mollusca; Bivalvia; Ostreida; Ostreidae
Product: sulfide:quinone oxidoreductase, mitochondrial-like
Exons: 9
Cellular component (GO): mitochondrion
Molecular function (GO): FAD binding; sulfide:quinone oxidoreductase activity
Source: RefSeq, a predicted model, not a curated record
ACAUAAUCCCCGUGAGAUUUUUGCAAGGUGAAGGUCGCGAGACUUUUUUUGCAAGAUCAACCUAUAUACGUGUUAGUGUUGUUGGCCUUAUUGUCGAUCAAUAUAGCUGUUGUCAUUAAGUACGGUGGGCGGACUUCGAGAAAAGGGAAUGCAGUCGGUCAGGAUUUUCUUGCAAAAUGGCAGAGGGGCGUGCAUAUCGUACUCUAGCCGCAUGUUUUCUUCCUCCUCACGCGCGGAUCAAAAAUCUUACAAACUUGUGGUGGUGGGCGGAGGCACUGGGGGAUGUAGCACCGCCGCUCGAUUUUGUCAUCGCUUGGGAAAAGGGAAAGUAGCUGUGAUUGAACCAUCUGAGAAACAUUAUUACCAGCCUCUAUGGACCCUUGUUGGAGGCGGGCUUAAGACAUUUGAGGAGACAGUCAGGUCAACAUCAGAAGUCCUCCCCAAAGAUUGUGAUUGGAUAAAAGCUAAGGUUGUGAACUUUGACCCUGACAACAAUAAAGUCACCACAAGUGAUGGACAGGAGAUCAAGUAUGAGUUUAUGGUUGUAACUAUGGGAAUGCAGUUGAACUUUAACCUGAUUCCUGGAGCACUAGAGGCUUUGAAGAAUGACCCCCAGGUUGUGUCUAACUAUGCCCCCUGGACCGUACAGAAAACAUUCAAGGCCAUCAAGAACACCAAGAGCGGGAAUGCUAUAUUUACUUUCCCCAAUACCCCAAUCAAAUGUGCCGGGGCCCCCCAGAAAAUCAUGUACCUGGCUGAGGAACAAUUCAAUAAGAAUGGAGUAAGAGAUAAGGUGACAGUCCUGUACAACACUGCCCUGGGGGUCAUCUUUGGGGUCAAGAAGUACGCUGCCAGUCUACUGAAGGUAGUGGAGAAGAGAAACAUCAAGGUCAACUACAGGAGGAACCUUAUUGAGGUCAAGUCUGACAAAAAGGAGGCUGUGUUUGAACAUCUGGACUCCGGGGAGAAAGAGACCUUCACUUACAGUAUGUUACACCUGACCCCUCCUAUGAGUGCCCCAGAUGAGCUCCGCCAGUGUAAGAAGUUGGUGAACGAGGCGGGGUACCUGGAGGUGAACAACCAGACCCUACAGAGCACCAGGUACCCUAACAUCUUCAGCAUCGGGGACUGCAGCAGUGCUCCUACUUCUAAAACGGCAGCCGCUGUAGCUUCCCAAGGUGGAGUUGUGUUUAAAAAUCUCACUGCCUUGAUGGAUGGACGACCAAUGCCAAAGAAGUAUGACGGCUACACGUCCUGUCCCUUGAUCACACGUAAGGGGCGCUGUAUCCUGGCCGAGUUUGACUAUGACGGGAACCCUCUGGAGACUUUCCCCAUUGAUCAGGGCAAGGAGAGAUGGACCAUGUACCACCUUAAGGCUGACGUACUCCCCGUCAUGUACUGGCAUGGCAUGCUCCC